Messenger RNA from Alternaria incomplexa, 456 nucleotides. RefSeq lists its product as uncharacterized. NCBI's taxonomy places the organism in Eukaryota, Fungi, Ascomycota, Dothideomycetes, Pleosporales, Pleosporaceae. The transcript is spliced from 3 exons. The record is from RefSeq and is a predicted model, not a curated record. Bases 1 to 456 code for a protein of 151 amino acids.
AUGGCCUCCCUACACUACCUCCCUCCCGUCAAGCCCUCUGCCAUCGCCCUCGGCACGGCCUUCAACCACGCCGUCUCCCUCGCUGUCCUCGGCCCCGUCUUCGGUGACGCAUACCGCCGCGCACAGCAGGCCAACUCCAAGGAGGAGUACUUCCACAGCAAGGAGGCCGCUACCGCCGCCGCAUCGUGGGGCAGCUCCGUCCUCGGCUCUGGUAUCCAGGCCUACGGUGUCGGUGCUCUGAUCAACGCUACCGGAACUCUCACCUACAAGGGUGCUGCUUACCUCGGCUCCCUGAUCUUCUUCGCCUCCGCCGCUCCCUCCAUUGUCUCCCAGGUCGUCACCGAGAAGCGCCCCAUGGACACCAUCGCCAUUGGUGCUCUUGCCCGCGUCCUCGAGACCGUCGGUCUCAGCAUGUUCCUCACCUACUGGGGAACCCGCACCAACCCCUUCGACUAA